This is a messenger RNA of Mesocestoides corti, 3771 nucleotides long. NCBI's taxonomy places the organism in Eukaryota, Metazoa, Platyhelminthes, Cestoda, Cyclophyllidea, Mesocestoididae. The record is from the annotation of a GenBank genome assembly.
AUGUUACAAAAUAUUGCAAUAAUUCCAUCAGGUAGUUCAUUUUGUUGGACUCGUUUACUUCCUUCUAGCACUGGGAAGUAUUCCCUCGUAUCAUUUAUCCCAAAGUUCCUAUUCGAGCAGUUCAGGAAGUAUGCAAAUAUUUUCUUUCUCUUAGUUGCCCUCUUCCAGCAAAUUCCUGGUGUCUCUCCGACUGGCCGAUUUACUACAGUUGUUCCGCUAACUUUUAUCCUCUGUGUUUCUGCGGUUAAAGAGAUUAUUGAAGACUAUGCACGUCAUUCUGCCGACAAGGCCACAAAUAACUCCCAAACUCACGUAUUGAAGAAUGGCUGCUGGGAAACGACGUUGUGGAAGGAUGUGCAGGUUGGAGAUGUGGUCAAGCUUUCUAGCAAUUCUGCUAUACCUGCUGACGUCGUAAUCCUCUCAACAAGCGAACCAAUGUCAAUGUGCUACAUUGAGACCUCGAACUUGGAUGGUGAAACAAGCCUAAAGCUUCGCCAGGGCAUAACCGCCACUGCGCAUCUGCUUACAAUUGAGUCUCUUAGAAAGGCAAGGCUGCGCAUCGAAUGUGAACAACCGACGAGGUCAUUGGAGGAGUUUGUCGGAACUCUCUAUGAUGAACACAACGUGGGCUACCCAUUGGACAGCAGCCAAAUGCUUCUUCGUGGAGCCACAUUGAAAAACACAAAUUGGGUUUUCGGGGCCGUGGUCUACACUGGAAAGGAGUCCAAAGUUAUGCUCAAUUCAACAGCAGCUCCUUUGAAAAGGUCCUCCGUUGAUAAACAGACCAACUAUUACAUUUUGGUGCUGUUUGGUCUGCUGAUCUUUCUAACGAUUUUCAUGGCCAUCGCUAAUUUCAUUUGGACAAAAGUCUGCGGUGAACAAAUGUGGUACCUUGCAGGAGCUGAACUGUCUGUCAAAAGCGCAGGCUUUAUGUGCAUCACCGCUUUCAUCAUCUUCCAUACCAUCAUUCCAAUUAGCCUCCAAGUCACCCUUGAGGUGGUCCGUUUCGUCCAGGCUCUCUUCAUUAAUUGGGAUUUGGACAUGUACGACGCGAAAACGGACACACCGGCCAUGGCGCGGACGUCCAAUCUCAACGAAGACUUGGGCCAAGUUAAGCACAUUUUCUCCGACAAGACUGGCACUCUGACUCAAAAUGUGAUGGAAUUUAAAAUGUGCUCAAUCGGCCGGAAGGCGUAUGGACUCAACGAACCCGACUCGUCUGCCCUCCACGACUGGAAGCUCCUCAGCAAGGUGGCGGAUGGCGAUCGUGAUGUUGACUGGUUCUUCACCAUCCUCGCAGUCUGCCACACCGUCAUCCCAGAGUACGUCAACGUGGACAUCGACAAGAACGAUAUUCGCUAUCAGGCCACCUCACCAGACGAAUGUGCUCUCGUCUCAGCGGCCAAGGCGGUGGGCUACGUCUUUUGCGAACGACAGCCUGAAUACGUGAAAAUUCGCGUGAAAGACGAGGAGAUCCAGUUUAAGUUGUUGCACGUCAUUGAGUUCACCAGCCUGCGGAAGCGUAUGAGUGUCAUCGUUGAAGACGCCAAGGGCAAACUCUUUCUCCUCGUGAAGGGGGCAGUAAGUCAGCGUCUGCAGAAAGAGGGGACGCGGUGUGGAACCAUUCUGACGAUUGUGGAAGUCCGUGUUGACUUGCGCGGGGCGCUCAUCUGCACACGCCUAUUGGACUAUGAACCCGCGAGCCGUAGCAACGGUUUCAUGUUGUGCCAAAGGCCUUCAGCAGAGAAGCUCCUGACCAGUUUUACACGGACUUCUCCAAUCGUUAGAACGCCUCCACGCCACCUCCUCCUCCUUCUCUUCAUUUUCAGUUUUAGUGUUAAUCUGACGCGGAUGGUAUUAUUGUCAGCAAACCGGGGGCGCACCGUGUCUGCGUGGCUCGUUGAUACCGUCAUCUACGAACGCCUGUCGCCUGACUCACGGUUCACAAAGGAGACUCUUUCGCACAUGGACGAGUUCGCGAGGAUAGGUCUGCGAACGCUGUGUAUAGCCUUUCGUCGACUCGACCGCAGCUUCUACGAGCAAUGGGCAGCCAAGUACUACAAGGCUAGCAUUGCCAUCACCGAUAGAAGCGAGUUGCUGGACGAAACCUAUGAAAUGAUUGAACAGGUGAGUCGUGCGCGCCCAACACGACGACGCUUGCCCCAGCUCUGUCACCUCAACAAGCCACCACCCCUCCCCUCCCCUACCCAUUUUGUGUUAAAGGACCUCGAUUUGGUUGGAGCCACAGCCAUUGAGGACAAACUGCAGGACGAGGUGCCCCAAACCAUCGCAAACAUGCUCGCAGCCGGCAUCUCCGUGUGGGUGCUCACUGGUGACAAACAGGAGACUGCCAUCAACAUCGGUCUUUCGUGUCGCCUAAUUAACCCCGAGCAAACUCAGCUGAUUAUAAAUGGCACAAACCUGGACGUCAUCCGGGAUCAGCUGUUUGAAUGCAGCUCUCAGCUGAAGAAUGAGAUUGCCGUGGGACGCGAGGUCGCUUUAAUUGUCACUGGAAAGGCCCUCGAGUCGCUGCUAACCGUGCAAUGCCAAAAGGAAUUCUUCGAAAUCGCCCACAAAAGCUCCUCGGUCAUUUGUUGCCGCGUGAGUCCGUGGCAAAAGGCCGAGGUUGUUCGUUUGGCCAAGGCCUUCACAAAACACAUCACCCUUGCUAUCGGCGACGGCGCAAACGACGUCGGCAUGAUUCAGGCUGCAGACAUCGGCGUUGGGAUUUUCGGUGUUGAGGGCAGACAGGCCGCGUGCUCCUCCGACUACGCCAUAGCCCAGUUCCGUUUUCUGAACAAACUCCUGCUGGUGCACGGGGCUUGGAGUUUCAAUCGGAUCACCAAGGUGAUCCUCUACUCCUUCUACAAAAACAUCUGCCUCUACGUCAUCCAGUUUUGGUUCGGCAUAGUCAGCGGCUUCUCCGGCCAAAUCAUCUUCGACCGAUGGACUAUGGCGCUGUAUAAUGUGGCCUUCAGUGCCGCACCGCCGUUCGCCCUGGGACUCUUUGAACGCAACAUGAGUUCCAGGAAUUGCCUCAGACUGCCCGUCUUGUACAAGGAGACCCAGAGGUCAAGCACGUUUGACAAAGUGACUUUCCUGAUGUGGAUUCUCAACGGGAUCUUUCACUCGAUUAUUCUCUUCUGGAUUCCACUCCUCGCCUUUCAAUCUGAUAUCGUCUACUCAAGCGGGAAAACUGCCAACAUCCUUGUCGUUGGCAACACCAUCUACACCUGUGUCGUGAUCACAGUGUGUUUGAAGGCGGGCCUCGAGCACACCGCGUGGACAAUCUUUUCACACCUAGCCAUCUGGGGGACAAUCGGUCUCUGGUUUGCCUUCCUCACCGCCUACUCCCACGUCUACCCCACUAUCCCUGUUGGCCCAGACAUGGUCGGAAUGGACACCGCUUGCUUCAGCAGCCCCGUCUUCUGGCUGUUGCUUAUCCUGGUACCGGUGGUCGCUCUUACGCGAGACUUCGUCUGGAAGAUAAUAAGACGGACCUACUCGUUGACGAUGCGAGAGCAGGUCAUGCUCUGUGAGCAGAUUGGCGUCGAACCGGAGCCCUUCUUGCAAAUGUUCCAGCCUCGCAGGGUUCGAGGCCUCCGAUUGUUCCGACGCCAAAACUUCGUCUCCCCGGCGUCGAAUGCCAGUCUUCUUAGUCACCGAGGGGAUCACGGGUACGCCUUCAGUCAGGUGGAGCAUGGCCGAUUCACCCAGACGGACAUCGUGCGGGCCUACCACUCGACCGAGGCAAAGCCGAUGGGAAACUAG